GCCCCUGCAGCAGCAGGAGGAAGUGUUUCGGAAGUGGACGCUCACGGCAGAGCAGGGAUCGAAGGAGAGGGUGGAGAAAAGGCAGCAACCGAGUGGAUUGUGGACAUGACAGUGGCUUUUAUUUGGCACCCAAAAUCAUUUAUUUUUAGCUUUCACACCAUCACAGAAAACCAGAGAUCGUUUUAUUUACGAUGGGCCGCAUAAAAAGGCCAUAAGGUAAGACAGAGUUUGACCUCCAGGGGAAAAGGCAACAAACCCCACGUCUAUUGAAAGAUUUCUUCCUCCAGGGCGGGUUUGGCAGGUUGGAGACAGUCACCCGCAGGAGCCAUGCAUCAUCGGUGAGGGGGACUCGCUGCGAGGGACAUACACAGUAUCGGGUGAGGGGGCGGUCGGCGGCCAGGUGGCGUGGAGAUGAAGCUCAAACAGCGCAUGGUGGUGCUGUGUGCCGUGCUCCUCCUGCUGGGCCUGGCCAAGAUCUUCCUGCUAGAUGGAGGCGAGGGAUCCGCGGCCAAUCGGCGGGACCUCCGGGCAUUUCGUAAGAUGGAAUCGGGUCUUUCUCUGCCACGGGGAGCUCGCCUCACACACACCCUCCAGUCUCCAUGGGAGAUAGCCAGUCAGUGGGUGGGCCCCAGGGAAGUGUACCCCGAGGAGACCCCUGAGUUGGCUGCUGUGCUCACCUCGCUGAGCACUGCCAGGAUAGAGCGCGCCGAUGUGGGCUAUAAGGGCACGCAACUCAAAGCCUUGCUGGUGCUGGACGGAGCACAGAAAGUGGUCUUUAAACCCAAGAGAUACAACAGAGACUAUGUGGUUGAAGGGGAGCCAUAUGCAGGAUAUGAUAGACACAAUGCAGAAGUGGCUGCUUUUCACCUGGACAGGAUCCUUGGAUUCAGGAGGGCGCCUCUGGUGGUGGGCCGGUACGUCAACCUGCGCACCGAGAUCAAGCCCGUGGCCACUGAUCAGCUCCUGAGCACGUUCCUCAUGCAGAGUAACAACACGUGUUUCUAUGGAAAGUGCUACUACUGCCGGGAGACGGAGCCAGCGUGUGCAGAAGGUGAAAUCAUGGAGGGCUCGCUGACUCUCUGGCUGCCGGACGUGUGGCCCCUGCAGAAACACAGACACCCGUGGGGACGUACGUACAGAGAGGGGAAACUGGCCAGGUGGGAGUAUGAUGAAAGUUACUGCGAGGCGGUGAAGAAAAUGCCCCCGUACGAUGCGGGGCCAAGGCUGCUUGAUGUCAUUGAUACAGCUGUUUUUGAUUAUAUGAUUGGCAACGCCGACCGCCAUCACUACGAGAGUUUCCAAGACGACGGAGGAGCCAGCAUGCUCAUCCUGCUGGACAAUGCGAAGAGCUUUGGCAAUCCUGCCUUGGAUGAGCGAAGCAUCCUGGCACCACUCUAUCAGUGUUGCAUGAUCCGUGUUUCCACCUGGAACAGGCUGAACUUCCUGAAAGGUGGAGUUCUGAGUUCAGCCAUGCGACAAGCUCUUGUUUUUGAUCCGAUUUAUCCUGUCCUGGCUGAACCUCACCUUGCAGCUCUGGAUCGGCGUCUGACCGGAGUCAUAACAACUGUGAAGCAAUGCAUUGAAGCACAAGGUCCAGAUAACACUCUCAUAGAGGAUCGAAUGAACCUCCCACAUCCUUAAAACACAAACAAGCUGAGAGACAUGCCUAACAGCCAACCACAGCCAGUGGCUCUGCGACUCCAGGGAUGUACAAGCAGAAAUCAUCCUUGAUUUCUUUUAUUGACACUGAGAAAUGUGAUUCUUAAUGGAGAACUCUAGCCAAAGAGUCGGAAGUGUAACAGUUUCACACACAUCCUCUCAGGACUGUUAUUAAAAGGACAGCAAACACUGCGAGCAAAUUCUAUCACUACUGGUUUCAAUGUUACUCCCACCUCGUGCCAAAUCCUCCCUCAUCGGUCAUGCUUGUUCACUUCGUUAGCCGCAGAUGAUGUAUAGAGCUCACUCAGGAGGAAAGAUGUGUGAAAGUUUGAAAUGAGCGUCUAAAAUCUCUGUGAUAGCUACACUUCAGACAGUCUGGAGCCAACGAGCUAGAAAGAUGCUUCAGUUAUAAAAAUAUUCCUGCAAUUUAUUUUGAGUUUUAAACAGAACAGAUAAUUGACUCAUCUUUGCCCAGUAGUGUACAUAUUUAAGUAGUGAUAUAGAAUAUUGAACUGAAAGAAUAUAAAUAUUUGGAUUAUAAUAUUAAAUGAACUUUAGUGUGUGUGUGUGUGUGUGUGCGUGUGUGUGUGUGUGUGUGUGUGUGUGUGUGUGCGUGUGCGUGUGUGUGUGUGUGAGAGAGAGAGAGAGAGAGUAAAACGGGGAGAGAGAAUGAGUGCCAUAUUGUGCGGUAAAUCAGAAAUCUACUGACAUGACAGACUUGAUCCAUGGUGUGGGGUUGGAGGUUUUAUGGUGUUUGGGUUCAUGUUCGGCAUUAAACUAUGGACCACA
Molecule: messenger RNA, 2448 nt
Organism: Girardinichthys multiradiatus
Lineage: Eukaryota; Metazoa; Chordata; Actinopteri; Cyprinodontiformes; Goodeidae
Gene: fam20b
Product: FAM20B glycosaminoglycan xylosylkinase
Exons: 9
Coding region: 412-1641 (409 amino acids)
Biological process (GO): protein phosphorylation
Cellular component (GO): Golgi apparatus
Molecular function (GO): phosphotransferase activity, alcohol group as acceptor
Source: RefSeq, a predicted model, not a curated record